AUGGCUCCUUUUUUUUCUAUCCCAUCAAUUCUCACCACCAUUAAGUUCUUCCUGUUAUUUUCAUUUCUUGUGGGGAUGGUCUCUGCUCAGUUGUCCUCUACUUUCUAUGCAACAUCAUGCCCUAAUGUCCUUUCAACCAUUAAAUCAGCUGUAGACUCUGCAGUGUCAAGUGAGCCACGCAUGGGAGCAUCCUUGCUCCGUCUUCACUUUCAUGACUGCUUUGUUAAUGGAUGUGAUGCAUCGGUACUAUUGGAUGAAGAAAGACAAGCUCCUCCCAAUAAAAAUUCAAUAAGGGGCUUUGAGGUAAUAGACACCAUCAAAUCUCAAUUGGAGGACUUGUGCCCUGGGGUUGUGUCUUGUGCUGACAUCUUAGCUGUUGCUGCGAGAGACUCUGUUGUUGCUCUUGAUGGACUUGGUUGGACCGUCGAAUUGGGCAGAAGAGACUCUGCCACUGCAAGUGGCGAUGCUGCUAUUUCAAACCUCCCUUCUCCAUUUUCAAGUCUUAGUGAACUUAUCAACAACUUCUCUAGCAAAGGUUUCACUGUCAAAGAAAUGGUGGCUCUCUCAGGAUCUCACACAAUAGGCCAAGCACAGUGCAAGAACUUCCGACCUAGGAUUUACAAUGAAACCAACAUAGAUUCAUCAUUCACAACUUCAUUGCAAUCGGACUGUCCAAGCACUGGUGGUGACAGCAAUCUUGCCCCUCUAGAUGUGACCAGUUCAGAAUCCUUUGACAAUGAAUACUUCAAUAAUUUGAUAAGCAAAAAGGGUCUCUUGCGCUCAGACCAACAACUCUUCAAUGGGGGUUCCACAGAUUCCCUUGUUGACGCUUACAGCACCAACUCGGAAAGCUUUCUAACAGACUUUGCUAAUGCAAUGGUAAAGAUGGGGGAACUUAGCCCUCUCACGGGCACAAGUGGUCAAAUCAGAACAAAUUGCAACAAAGCAAACUGA
Molecule: messenger RNA, 954 nt
Organism: Quercus lobata
Lineage: Eukaryota; Viridiplantae; Streptophyta; Magnoliopsida; Fagales; Fagaceae
Product: cationic peroxidase 1-like
Exons: 4
Coding region: 1-954 (317 amino acids)
Biological process (GO): hydrogen peroxide catabolic process; response to oxidative stress
Molecular function (GO): peroxidase activity; heme binding
Source: RefSeq, a predicted model, not a curated record